This is a messenger RNA of Medicago truncatula (barrel medic), 1425 nucleotides long. Its product is annotated as cis-3-alkyl-4-alkyloxetan-2-one decarboxylase. Lineage: Eukaryota; Viridiplantae; Streptophyta; Magnoliopsida; Fabales; Fabaceae. The record is from RefSeq and is a predicted model, not a curated record. Bases 74 to 1225 code for a protein of 383 amino acids. Gene Ontology annotation, molecular function: catalytic activity. The transcript is spliced from 11 exons. Gene Ontology annotation, cellular component: chloroplast.
CAACCGCUAGUUAUGUUCGGUUAUGUUUUGUUUUAUUUCACUUUGAACCAUUGAACCUCUUUCUUUUGCAACAAUGGUGUUUUCUACUAUGUAUUCUCCAACACUAAACCUUGCUAUUUCUUCAACUACAAACUACUCUUGCAGAAGAAGAAGAGCAUCAAGCACAAUUUCAUACAGAGGAGUGAAUAAUAUCAUAAUCAGAGCUAGUUCUUCUGAGAAAAGUGAAUCCAAAAGCAAAGAUCAAGAUGAUAAAUCAUCAUUCAACCCUUUUGGAUUUGUUACUGAUAAUCCAUCAAGCCGUAGUGCCAUUCAAUUGUCUGAAAAUCCUGCUGAAGCUGGCAAUGUUGGACAAAUGAUAGAUAAAAUACAAGACAAGGGCAAGGAAUACGGAUCAUAUGUAAAAUCCGGGAAGUUGAGAUGGUUUGUGAGGGAAACUGGAUCAGCAAAUAGCAGACGAGGAACAAUUGUAUUCCUUCACGGAGCGCCAACGCAAUCUUUUAGCUACCGAGUUGUUAUGUCUGAGUUGGGAGAUGCAGGGUUUCACUGCUUUGCGCCUGACUGGAUAGGAUUUGGUUUCAGUGACAAGCCACAGCCAGGAUAUGGUUUUAAUUACACAGAAAAGGAGUUCCACGAUGCAUUGGAUAAACUGCUCGAGGUGUUGGGGGUCGAGUCUCCGUUUUCCCUAGUUGUUCAGGGAUUUCUUGUAGGUUCAUAUGGACUGACCUGGGCCUUGAAGAAUUCAAGCAAGAUAUCAAAGCUAGCAAUACUAAACAGUCCUUUAACAAGUUCAUCUCCCAUUCCUGGACUAUUUCAGCAGCUAAGAUUCCCUCUAUAUGGUGAGUUUCAAUGCCAGAAUGCUAUUAUUGCUGAGCGGUUUAUUGAAAGAGGUAGCCCUUAUGUUCUGAAAAAUGAAAAGGCUGAUGUUUAUCGGUUACCUUAUCUGGCAAGCGGUGGACCUGGAUUUGCUCUACUUGAAGCGGCAAGAAAAGCUAACUUCAACGGUACUUUCAGUGAAAUAGCUGAAGGAUUUGCAGCUAACAGAUGGGAUAAGCCGGUAUUGCUUGCUUGGGGAUUAUCAGACAAGUACUUGCCACAGUCUAUAGCAGAGGAGUUUCAAAAAGGAAAUACUCAAAACAUUAAGCUUAAAUUGAUAGAAGGAGCUGGUCAUAUGCCACAAGAAGAUUGGCCUGAGAAAGUUGUUGAUGCUUUGAGAAUGUUCUUUUGAUCUCAACAACCAAAACAGACCUUGAAGGAAUCCAUGUCCUUACUCAAAUCAAAAGGACAGUCCUGAGUUUUUCCUUAAAUUGUAAAUUUAGUGUCUCAUGUUGUCUUAUGUUUGUUCCUUUUAAAAAUAAAAGAGGAAAUGUAUAGAAAUGCUCUUGAACUGAUGAAAUGAAAAGUAAUGAUGUUGCAGAUCAAACCAAA